AUGGCAGAGUCCAGUGCUUCAAGUUCGGCCGUGCCAAACACCAGCCCGGUGGCAGAGAAGGCAGAGGAGGUCAAAAUCGAAGCCAAGGAUGGGGCAGAGGAGUCUUCGCUGGCCGUUCCAGCUGAGAAAAAAGGGGUUAGAGCCAAACGACAGCCAAAGAAAGAUCUGGUGCCCCUCUUCGUGCAAGAGCGGGGGCACGGCCGCGACGGCGAACUCCUGCGGGACUUCAUCCUCAAGCGAGAACAUCUCAAAGAGGACCAACGUGAACUGGCCGUCAAGCGUUGGCUCAUUCGGGAGGAUUUCUUCGACGAAUUCUUUCAGGAGUACUUGGAGCACUAUGCUCAAGCAGGCGAAGUUGAAAGCAUCGAAGAUUCGGAGCUGGAAGAGAAGGCACACCAGCUGGUCGAAGCCUGCAAGGAUAUCAUGGUGUCCUCAAAGGGCAAUCAGAAGGUGGAGGACCUGGAGCGUGUGUCCAAGUCCAAUGAUGCUGAUGUCUAUGCGCUCCGUGAUACCUUGCUCCAAGCUGUCAAGGACCACAAGCUGGAUCCGCGCUGUGACGGACUCGCUGGUCCACGUUUUUGA
Durusdinium trenchii is the source of this 582-nucleotide messenger RNA. The record is from the annotation of a GenBank genome assembly. Lineage: Eukaryota; Dinophyceae; Suessiales; Symbiodiniaceae.